This is a messenger RNA of Zonotrichia albicollis (white-throated sparrow), 3631 nucleotides long. It is a transcript of the gene SMCR8, whose product is annotated as SMCR8-C9orf72 complex subunit. Gene Ontology annotation, cellular component: guanyl-nucleotide exchange factor complex. Lineage: Eukaryota; Metazoa; Chordata; Aves; Passeriformes; Passerellidae. Gene Ontology annotation, molecular function: GTPase activator activity. The record is from RefSeq and is a predicted model, not a curated record.
UGCCUCCCGCGGGGCCCGGCGGUGGCGGGGGGACCGGGGGCGCGUCGCUGCUCCAUGUCGGUCCCGUCCUGCGGGAAAUAUGAUCAGCGCCCCUGACGUGGUGGCCUUCACCAGGGAGGAGGAGCUGGAGGAUGAUCUGUACCGCGAGCCGCCCCUGCCCGAGGAGUACUCGGUGCCGCUGUUCCCCUUCUCCGGCCAGGGCGCCAACCCCUGGGCCAAGGUCGCCGGCUCCAAGUUCACCCGGGACUUCAUCCUCAUCUCCGAGUUCUCGGAGCAAGUGGGGCCCCAGCCCCUUCUGACCAUCCCCGAUGACGCCAAAGUGUCGGGCACCUUCGAUCUCAAUUACUUUUCCCUGCGGAUCAUGUCUGUGGAUUACCAGGCAUCCUUCGUGGGGCACCCUCCUGGCUCUGCCUACCCGAAGCUGAACUUUGUGGAGGAUUCCAAGGUGGUGCUGGGGGACUCCAAGGAAGGGGCUUUUGCCUACGUGCACCACCUGACCCUGUAUGACCUGGAAGCCAGGGGCUUUGUGAGGCCCUUCUGCAUGGCCUACAUUUCUGCUGACGAGCACAAAAUCAUGCAGCAGUUUCAGGAACUUUCCACCGAGUUCUCCAAAGCCUCCGAAUGCCUGAAGACGGGGAACCGGAAAGCGUUUGCUAACGAGCUGGAAAAGAAACUGAAAGAUCUUGACUACACCAGGACCGUCCUGCACAACGAGACUGAGCAGCAGAAGAAAGCCAACGACAAGGGGUACUACACAACCCAGGCCAUUGAGAAGGCCAACGAGCUGGCCAGCGUGGAGAAAUCGAUCAUAGAGCAUCAAGACCUGCUGAGGCAAAUCCGGUCGUAUCCCUACAGGAAGCUGAAGGACUCUGAAUUCCACGCCUACGAGCCAGAGUGUGCCCUGGACCAGGCUGAUGCGGGCAGCCAUGAUCAGGACCCAACUGCCUCUGAGCCUGGUGAGACUCACCUUUACACCCACGUGCCAUCCUACACCCCCAAACUCAUCAAAGCCAAGUCUGCCAAGUGCUUUGACAAGAAGCUGAAGACACUGGAGGAGCUCUGUGAUGUUUAUUUUUUCACCCAGACCCUUGACCAGUUGCACCAUAUCGAGAGGACUUUUCGAGGGGAUGUUUGUUACCUCUUGACAGAGCAGAUCAGCCGGGCUCUCCUCAAGCAGCAGAGUGUCACCAACUUCCUCUUUGAGGAUGUCUCUUUCCUGGAUGAAAAACCUCCUGAAAAACAAUACAGAGGCUGCCAGGGGCUCGGCCAAGAUGCCAUGGAUGAAAAAUGUUUGGAAGAGUCCCUUGCUCCCAAAGUGGUCAUCAGCCUGGGCUCCUACAAAUCCAGCGUGGAGUGUGUGCCCAUCAAGAUGGAGCAGGAAAUGGAGGACUGUGAAGAACCCAAGAUGUCUGAGUCGGUGAUGUCUGAGCAGCAGGAGAACCUGGACUAUCUGGAUGCAGAUAUCAAAGGCAGCAUCAGCAGCGGGGAGAGCAUCGAGGUGCUGGGCACGGAGAAGUCGGGCUCUGGGCUGACAAAAUCAGAGAGCCAGGCCAGCCUGCCCGCCAUGGCCAGCCCCCAGGCCGGCCGCAGCAAGGUGGGCAGCCGGCGCACGGUCAGCGAGGACAGCAUCGAGGUGCUCAGCACGUGUCCCUCCGAGGCCCUCAUCCCAGAGGACUUCAAAGCCAGCUACCCAAGUGCCAUUAACGAGGAGCCCUACGCGGAUGAUGACGAGGGAGGCCUUCGCUUCACCCCCAAAGCCAACCCGGGCGCGCAUGACGGGCAGGAUGACAUCUCCAAGCAGGAGAGCUUGGUGCAGGUGGAUGCUGCCUGUUGCAUCGGGAAGGAGAGCCCCAGUUUCCUGGAGCCGCUGGCCGAGCAGCUGGGGCAGAGGCCGUGCGAGGAGGACGGUGUGGUGCGGAUCCCGCCGCAGCCCUACCGGGGCCCGGCCGAGCAGGGGCUGCGCGGGGGCUUCCCCUCCCACCAGGCCCUCUCGGGGGGGCUCCUGCCCUACGAGCCCGACUCGCGCCGCCUGACGGGCAGCAGGGAGGUGAGUAAGAGCAGCCUGGACGAGUGCUCGGACUCCACCAGCCUCAUCAGCAGCGCCGCCUCCACGUGCUCCGACAGGACCCCGUCCCCGGCGCAGCCGGCGUGCGCGGCGGCCGCGGACAGGCACAGGAAGAGGGCCGGGCAGAACGCGCUGCGCUUCAUCCGCCAGUACCCCUUUGCCCACCCCGCCAUCUACUCCCUGCUCAGCGGCAGGACCCUGGUGGUGCUGGGCGAGGACGAGGCCAUGGUCAAGAGGCUGGUGACGGCGCUCUCCAUCUUCGUGCCCAGCUGUGGUGGGUAUGCCAAGCCCGUGAAGCACUGGGUCACCUCCGCUCUGCACCUGGUGGAUUUCCAGAAGUGGAAGUUGAUUGGACUGCAGAGGGCAGUGUCCCCCGGCGGGGUGAACGUGCUGCACGCCCUGAGCCGCUACAGCCGCUACCUGAGCAUCCUGGACGCCGACAGCAAGACCCUGCGGUGCCCCCUGUACAAGGGCAGCGUGGUGGCCAGGCUGGCCGACCACCGCACCCAGAUCAAGCGGGGCAGCACCUACUACAUGCACGUGCAGAGCAUCCUCACCCAGCUGUGCUCCAAAGCCUUCCUCUUCACCUUCUGCCACCAUUUGCACCUCCCCAUCAGCGAAAGGGAACCGGAGGAGUCCGUCGUGAAUCGCAGGAUGAACUUCCUGAAGCUUCAGCUGGGCCUUGCCAAUGAGGAUGUCAAAAUCGUGCAGUACUUGGCCGAGCUGCUGAAGCUGCACUACAUUCAGGAACCGGGGCAGGGGAGGAACCCCCUGCUCAGAUUUGACUAUGUGCCCAGCUUUUUGUACAAAAUCUAGCCUUGCACAGGCCCUGUGCCCACGUGCAGGGUCUGACAGAGCUCAUCCAUGCUUGGCAUUGCUGUCUGCAGCAGCUCUCACACGUGGGGAAGGGGCCCAGGUGUUGGUGUCUGCUCCACAGAAAUCUGGGGCUGUGGGAGUGGAUUUCUGGGUGUUCCCUGUAGCCAAAAGCAUAGGUGUUCCAUCACAUAAACCAUCAGGCACUCUGUAAAUGUUAGAAGGGGCACUGUUAAAGUGGAUCACAGCAGCAUCCUGGGGGUUAUGGCAUGAGGGGAGGUGAUCUCGGGGAUCAGUACUGACCAGUGUGCAGCCCCCCACAUAGCACAGUGUCCUGCAUGCUUCUGCCAGAACCCUGAGCACUGUCAGGCCCUUCAUGGAGCCAGGGCUGUGACCAGAGGUGUAAAGGCCAUGUGAAGUUUUGUAUCCACCAAUGUGACUGUCAUGGGAGUGAAGCUCAGAGCCCCCUGGCAGGGCAGCAGCUCACAGGCCUGUGCACAGCCACAGUGGGUGCUGUCCCUUCCUGCACUGAGUUUCUGGGCACUUCCCAGGAUUGGUCAUCCCUGGGUGAGUGGGGGCACAGGGGAGGCACACGUGCUUCUCUCCAGAAAGGCUUUCCCAGCGUGGUUAAAAUCAGGAAGGUGGAAGCAGUCCCUAAGGCUGGUGAGCCCCGAGGCGCCGGCCGCUGCGAAUGUAGAGCACUGUGCCUUGUUCAUUUGUCACAUCCCAUCUGCUGGGUGUGCAGGGAGCCUG